Messenger RNA from Neurospora crassa OR74A, 2492 nucleotides. Its product is annotated as glutamine amidotransferase. The transcript has 4 exons. The record is from RefSeq and is a predicted model, not a curated record. The coding region runs from base 549 to 2060 and encodes 503 amino acids. Lineage: Eukaryota; Fungi; Ascomycota; Sordariomycetes; Sordariales; Sordariaceae.
UCCGCCAUUCUCGCAGGCGAUGCCGUCAGCCCUGAACGGGCUGGACUGCCGCUGUGCAUGACUAGACAUGCUGGCCGCCCUGGGAUAUACCUGUCGGCGAUGUCGUCCCGUGCACUGCACUGGCGGGACCCCAGAUUGAAAUCUAUCCCACCGUCUUUCCAGCUCCCCGUCUCAUUCCUUCCUUGCCCGAAAGGGUCCAAUUACGCAAGCCCGCAUCCGCCUUUCUACAAAACUCAUACUUGAACCCUUUGUGUCGGCUCAGUCCUUGUUGGUCUCAGGCACGCUAGGCCCUUGAAAAGUCCCGUCGACGUCCUUGCCGUGCGUCCCUUUGCCAUUGCGAUUCUUGCAGGCGACAAACAAACAAACGAUCCUCUUCGAUCCUGGAAGUCAACCCUACCUGGCGACGUCAGUGUUUUCAUUAGCAAACAGUACGCCUCAAUUCAACGACACAGUAGCAACUAGUACGACGCUCUCACGCUGCUGCAGACUUGCAAUUGCCGGCAUUGUCACACCUUAGCUUCAUACUCAGUCUACACAUACCGUUGGCCAUGUGUCGGUUUCUGGUAUACAAAGGAAGCGACGAAAUCCUGCUCUCCAAGCUGGUUCUCGACCCUGCCCAUUCGAUUCUCAAGCAGUCUUUCGAUUCGCGAUUGCGACUGGAUACCCGUCGCGGCCAAAACAAUGCAGAUGGCUUCGGAAUAGGAUUCUACACAGAUCCUAAGCUCGGUUCGGCGCCUUGCCUGUUUACAUCAACGACCCCCGCAUGGAACUGCCAAAACCUCCAACGUCUUGCCUCCAAGACCGCCUCACAUCUCGUAUUCGCCCAUGUUCGAGCUACCACCGAAGGCACCCUGAGCGAGGACAACUGCCACCCUUUCUGCCAUGGAAGUCUUAUGUGGAUGCACAACGGCGGACUGGGAGGAUGGAAGUACAUCAAGAGAAGACUUGGCGAGCGUCUUGCCGAUAAGUGGUACCUGGGUGUGGCGGGCGGAACCGACAGCGAAUGGGCCUUCGCUCUUUUCCUCGAUACGUUGGAACGUAUGGGCUUCGACCCGAGCUCGCAACCCGAGGGUGGUUUUGGACCGACUGUUUUGCGAAAGGCUAUGCUCAGGACGAUUGACAUCAUCAACGAGCUGAUCGACAAUAUCCCAGAGAGUCUAGUACACUCGGAGAACAUCGACACCCGUAGUCUUUUGAAUUUCGCCCUUACAGACGGACACUCGAUCAUAUGCACCCGAUAUGUCGGUAGUUCCACGGACGAGGCUGCUAGUUUGUAUUACUCCUCCGGGACAUUGUGGGAGACGAGGGAAGCAGAUCCCGAGAACCGGGACUACCAGAUGGAAAGAAGCGAUAAGGGGGCUGACGUCGUGCUGGUUGCGAGUGAGCCCUUAUCCUUUGAGAGAGAAAACUGGGUAAACGUACCUACCAACUCGAUCUUGACUAUCCACAAUCAAACUGUUCUGGUACAUCCUAUCAAGGACCAGUAUUACGAGCAAGAUCCCCAGCAGCGCCGCUCUACGGCUUUCGUCAGUUCGAAGGGCUUGGCCGCAAAUGAGAAGACGUCAUCACGCGGCCCUGCCACAGUUCUCAUGCCAGCCAUCGAGAUCGAGAGUCCCCAACAGCAUGCCCAGAAGAAGUUUUUGGGUCCCACAAUACCAUCAUUCACCCCCAACCCGGUCCGAACAACCACAGAUACCGCCGUACCUCGAAACCGGAUGCCGCUAGCAAACGCUGAAUCAGUGAAUAACCCGUCUAACAUAGCCGAUGUCCGUAACAUCUCGGCACCUCCGCAGUUACUACGGGCAGGAUCCCAGCAACCACCGGCACAAGGGAAUAUCAAGAAGAAGCGUGCCUCGUUAACCACCGCUUUGGGAGAGGCCUAUUCAGCAGCCAGCAUGGGCUACAGCCUCACCACCACUUUGACGAACAAUAGCACAACCAGUAGCAUAAUCAGCACAGAGACGGCAACAAGUCCCGUUACUCCAGAAGCGGGCAGGUCCGAGUUCGGAAAUCCGAAUAAGAUUGCUCAGUUCUUCCCAGAGUUGACGCCAUACCACUGAAAUACCCUUCAGGCGAGGUUUUCGUCCUAAUCCCACACAGCGGUGGGGUUGAAUUGGAUGAGCCGCUCUUUGUGUUGUUGUUUCUUUCUUCUAUUUGCUUGUAGCUUCAGGAAAGGCGGGUCUAUGUCUGGCGUUGGUGGUUAUGGGUCUUCCCAGGUCUAUUUGGGUCUGAAUCUGGGUUUGGGUUUAGGCUCGUCUCGAUGAAUAGCAGCAAGCAGGCGUUACGAUGGUGUUGCGCAUCAAACCCCUUACCAUGCGGGUUCGAGGAGUGAAAGGGGGAUGUCUCGUGUAUUAGUGUAUCUGAAGUACCUAGUCUUAAAGUAGCGAUGGCCCUUGCGCGGCUCGUCCGUGACAGGAUGAUACUCUCACAAACUGUAGUGACCGAGAUUUGUUUUUGUUCACGAGCCGACAUCGGGGGCCUUUGAAUGAAGG